This is a messenger RNA of Chiloscyllium plagiosum (whitespotted bambooshark), 1878 nucleotides long. It is a transcript of the gene cep44, whose product is annotated as centrosomal protein 44. Gene Ontology annotation, biological process: centriole replication; centriole-centriole cohesion. Gene Ontology annotation, cellular component: spindle pole; centrosome. The record is from RefSeq and is a predicted model, not a curated record. Lineage: Eukaryota; Metazoa; Chordata; Chondrichthyes; Orectolobiformes; Hemiscylliidae.
UGUGCGGGGCGGAACGGCGAGCUGCUGGAUCCGACGGCAAACUGAGAAAGAGACGGAGGAGGGCAGCCGUUAGAGGGAAACCUGUCAAUCAAAUUCAAACACCGCGCGAGGCGCCCGCUGCAGACCUGCGGAGACUCGGAGAGUGGGGGGGAAACCUGUCAAUCAAAUUCAAACACCGCGCGAGGCGCCCGCCGGACCGAUCCAUCAAACUGUAGACGGUUCGUUAACAACUUCAGAGUCGGGUCGAGGAGUACCAAAGCCGGGCACGCAGGUGUAAGAUGACAACCGGUGAUUUGAAGGGAUCACUUCGAAAAUUAGAACAAGGACUUCGUUCACUGAAUUAUCCUCAAGAUAUUGAUUAUAAUGGUCUUGCUAAGGGUGAUCCUGCUGCCUUUCUGCCAAUCAUCAGUUUUGCCUUCACCUCAUACUCCACAUAUGUGACCGAGCAGCUACUAACAUCUGGAGUAGAACUUACGGGAAAGAAUGACUCACGCUUUCUCGAUGCCAUUUAUAAGGUUCUACGAGACCAGUUCCAGUAUAAACCAUUGCUGUUAAAGGAUCAGUUUCUUCACUAUGGGUUUGCAGAAAGAAAGAUGCAGUUUUCCUGCGAUAUAAUAAACUUGGUAAUGAAAAGGCAUAAGGAGCUGAGCAGCCUCAACAAGAUCAAGGCAGAACCAAAUAAGAAUUCAAAUUAUCCUGUAAAAAUUCAGUCACGAUUUAAAUGUGCAUCACUUAUUCCUGAAAACUUACCAUCUGAAUCAAGUGUACCAAUGAAACCUUUCGUAGAACGGCAUUUACCCAAAGAUGAUAUGAAAAUAAUUUACAUUUCAUCCAGUCCUGAAAAUGAAUUUAUAGAAGAUAAACCUGUUAAAGAAUAUACAGAACUGCCCACUUCCUAUGAAUCACAGACAGAAGAGAUGAAAAUGCUCAAGAGUCAGAUUGCCAAAUGUCAAGAGAAGCUCCUGGAACUGGAUGUAGUACAGAGUAGGUUGCACGCUUUAGAAUGUGCGACAGCUGGAAAAGUAAUUAUAGAUGAGAAGGACUGGAAUAACCUGCUGAGCCGUGUUGUGCUGCUAGAAACUCAGCUGUUGCUUCAUUCCAGAAAGAACGAUAUGUCUUCUGAUUCCAUCAGUAGGAACGAAGAAUAUACCUUCUGCCCAAAGACAAGUUGCAAUUCUUCAGAUAAAGAAACGAGAGUUGAGACGCCAGAGAGUCUUAGCCAUCAGUCAUCUGGAUACAACUCACUGCUAUCAGCAGACGAAUCGCCCAAAGCAAUGAGUAGCAAUUCAUUAUAUCUGACAGAAGUUACGAAGACACAGACAAUGAAACAUAAGGUUGAAAGGAUAAGCAAAAUGAUUGAAGAAACUACAGAAUUACUUAAGUGUACGGAAGGUUCAGCUGACACUAAUAUGCCAGGUUGUUUUCUAUCACAAAGACAAAGUACUGCAGAUGCUGGAAAUCUGUAAUAAAGAUGAAAGUUGAAAAGGAUCGGCAGGCCCCGGCAACAUCUGUCAAAAAAGAUAAAGAUUCAAGUUUCAGGUCCAUGAGUUUUCAUCAAUAAUGGUGCCGAUCACUGUGUUUUGUCAGUUUUGUUUAUAAAUUAUAGUAUUUGUAGUGAUAAAAAUGAGAGUAUAUUUUUGCAAUAUUUUAAUGUAGUUGAAUGUUUAGCUUCUUCACCAACACUGAAAUUCUUAUGAACUAAGUAUUUGUAAUACUGUUGUAGAGGGGUAAUUCCAAACUAUCAGAAGUUGCAACAGCUUAUGUCUGUGUUAAGGACAAGCAAUGUGAAGAGAUUAAAUGUUUAAACUUUUCAAAAUUAUCUGAUAUGAAUAAAGAUUAUAUUUCAAUAUGUGUAGGUUAUGUUUUUGUACCAUGAAC